Messenger RNA from Myotis brandtii (Brandt's bat), 2599 nucleotides. RefSeq names its product breast cancer metastasis-suppressor 1-like (gene BRMS1L). The transcript is spliced from 10 exons. Gene Ontology annotation, biological process: negative regulation of transcription by RNA polymerase II. Gene Ontology annotation, cellular component: Sin3-type complex. The coding region runs from base 161 to 1153 and encodes 330 amino acids. Gene Ontology annotation, molecular function: histone deacetylase binding. NCBI's taxonomy places the organism in Eukaryota, Metazoa, Chordata, Mammalia, Chiroptera, Vespertilionidae. The record is from RefSeq and is a predicted model, not a curated record.
CUGGGUUAGGUUGUGCGGCUCUGGCUGGAGGCGGGGCGGAGCCCAGAGGUUCAGAACCAGCUCGGCCGCUGGGUGGGUCGGGGCGUUCGGCGCGCCCUACAUUGAAGAAGCAGUGGCCGGGCUGGGCGCCGGGAGUGGAAAGCGACGGCGCGGCUGGAAAAUGCCAGUCCAUUCCCGCGGGGAUAAGAAGGAGACCAACCAUCAUGAUGAGAUGGAGGUGGACUAUGCCGAAAACGAGGGGAGCAGCUCCGAGGACGAGGACACGGAGAGCUCGUCGGUCUCCGAGGAUGGGGAUAGCUCAGAAAUGGAUGAUGAAGAUUGUGAAAGAAGAAGAAUGGAAUGUUUAGAUGAAAUGUCCAAUCUUGAAAAACAGUUUACAGAUCUCAAGGAUCAACUUUAUAAAGAACGAUUAAGUCAGGUGGAUGCAAAACUACAAGAAGUCAUAGCUGGAAAAGCACCAGAAUAUUUGGAACCACUGGCAACUUUACAAGAAAAUAUGCAAAUUCGUACAAAGGUAGCAGGAAUCUAUAGAGAGCUCUGCUUAGAAUCUGUAAAGAACAAAUAUGAAUGUGAAAUUCAAGCUUCUCGCCAGCAUUGUGAGAGUGAAAAGCUUUUGUUAUAUGAUACAGUCCAAAGUGAGCUAGAGGAGAAGAUCAGAAGGCUUGAAGAGGACAGGCACAGCAUUGAUAUUACCUCAGAGCUGUGGAAUGACGAGCUUCAGUCAAGAAAAAAGAGGAAGGAUCCUUUCAGUCCUGACAAAAAGAAGCCAGUUGUUGUUUCAGGUCCAUAUAUAGUUUAUAUGCUACAAGACCUUGAUAUUCUUGAAGACUGGACAACAAUUCGGAAGGCGAUGGCUACACUGGGUCCACACAGAGUGAAGACAGAACUUUUUGAACUGAUCCCUUUAGCACCUGUGAAACUUGAAAAACAUCUGCACAGUGCUAGAUCUGAAGAGGGAAGAUUGUAUUAUGAUGGUGAAUGGUAUAUACGUGGACAAACAAUAUGUAUUGACAAAAAAGAUGAAUGUCCUACAAGUGCCGUAAUUACAACAAUUAACCAUGAUGAAGUUUGGUUUAAGAGGCCUGAUGGAAGCAAAUCUAAGCUUUACAUUUCACAGCUACAGAAAGGAAAAUAUUCAAUUAAACAUUCAUAAUCAUGAUUUAAGUGUUAUAUAAAUCUACCUUAUUAGUGUUACCAAAUGUGAUGUGCCAUGGGAGUAAAAAUGUAUUCAAUGACUUUAAUAGUCUCGCUGAAUCAUGAGAGACUGUGUAUUUGUAGGUGGUAUUCUAAGUAGACCUUAUACUGAUAUGUUACUAAAAGAGAAAAAAUGUUUAAUUGUGAUCAUUAUGUUUAUUUGCCUUUUAGGUCCAAUGACCAAUAGGUGUAUAUGGUAGGGGUUUCUUAUUAAAUGUUUUUAUGCAAAUCUGUGUUUAGUGAACUGUGUUGCUAAAUGGCUAAUUUUAUCUGCAUUUUUUAAAAUUUUCCAUAUCUUUGUCACUCAUUAUGUGUUUGUAAAUAAGCCUCAUAAAACGUUUCUUAUAAAUGGUUUGUACUAGUAUAUUAGUGUUUAAUCAGGAUUGAAAUUAAUCAUAUUUAUGUAUGUAUAUAUGGCAUUAUCAGCUUGUUUAGAACUGAUGGCCUUACUUUACAAUCUUUUUUACCCAAAAUUAAGCUAUUGGGUUUGACAGCUAAAAGGAGCACUUUUGUAGACUAGUAGCUUUCUUUCUCCUCUUCUUUGAUUGUAUGGUGGUGACCUAUUUUUACAAAUGAUACUUAAUGUUAAUUAGUAAAAUUAGUGUCAAGUAAUAACAUGCUUCUAUGUGUAUUUCUUGUGAGCCUUUAGAGAGCAGGUGUUUAUGCUGCAGCAUAAGUGGUGGACAGUAACUGACAGUAUUGUGGUGCUUGCUGUGCAUUCUGAUCUUCAAAACAGAUUUUUGGUAAGCAUUUUCCAGAGGUAAAAGUAGUUCCUUAUCCUAAUUUUAUUCCUAGGGCAAAAUAGACAGCGAUAAUUUCCUCGAAUUCUCAAAUUAGAAGUUUUAUCUAUACUUCUACUAAAUUCUAUAUUUUAAGGGCACUUGGUGCAAUUUAGAAAGUAUUGGCCUCUCUUCUCUUAGCCACAUUCAAAAUUAACUUCUGAAACCUCAGGAACAGUACAAAUAAUCGAAACCCUCAAUGUGGCAGCACAGUGGCUGUAGUGUAUAUUAGGGUACAACCAAAUCAAGUAUUCCUGUGGUCUUGUGCACUUUAAUGUCUGUUAUAGUGAGACUUAAGAGGAUGAGGAAGAGAUCUACUUAUCAACACUUAGGGCAGGAAUAGCUGCAUUAUUCCGUUUGUUUUCUUACUAUUUUACCUCUGCAAACAGCUUCCUGUGUGGAUCACUACUUCAUAGUUGCCAAAUGUUAAAGUAUUUGACAUCUGAAAUUCAUUAUCAGUAAAGUUAUGUACUUUGUUCUGUUUCUAAUUAACUGUGGCAAAUGUACAUAAUGUCGUAAUCUGAUAGUAUUUGACAGUACUUAUGUAUACAAUGUUUCAUAAGCAUUUUUAAUAAGAUUUGUAUUUUUAAAUUUAGUAUAUAAUAAAAAGAUGUGUUUGAGUGUCA